AUGGUGGAGGGGGAGAGGCCGCGGGCGCUGCUGCGGCUGGUGCAGGAGGGCCGGCUGGAAUUCCUGCGGGAUGAGCUGCAGCAGGACACCACCUUGGGCCCAGCAGUGCAGAAGCAGCGCUAUGGGCGCCUGAGGGACACGCUGCUGCACCACGCUGCCCGCUACGGGCACCAGGAUGUCCUUGCCUACCUGGUAGAGGUGUUGGAGAUGGAGAUUGAGGCGUUCAACAGUGACUACAAGAGACCUCUGCACGAAGCGGCCUCCAUGGGCCAUGGGGACUGUGUCUCUUAUCUCCUGGAGAGAGGAGCAAGUGUGGACUGCUUGAAAAAGGCAGACUGGACUCCCCUAAUGAUGGCUUGCACUAGGCCAAACCUGGAGGUGAUCAAAGCUCUGGUGGAGCAUGGAGCCAACCCACUGCUGAAGAAUAAGGAUGGCUGGAAUUGCUUCCACAUUGCGAGCCGGGAGGGCCAUACCCAUGUCCUCCAGUAUCUGCUGGAUGUGUCCCCAAGCAGCUGGGACACAGAGAGCACAAUAAAGAGAACUCCUCUGCACACAGCAGCGAUGCACGGCUGCCUGGAUGCUGUGGAGCUACUGCUGGAGCGGUGUCAGUACAAACCUGACAGCAGAGACAGAUGUGGAGUCACUCCCUUCAUGGAUGCCAUCCAGAAUGGUCACGUAGACAUUGCCCGGCUGCUCCUGGAAAAACACCAGGCCAGUCCUUCAGCUGUGGAUGCUCUGGGCGCUCAGGCUCUGCACCGGGCAGCUGUGACAGCCCAGGAUGAAGCCAUCCAGUUCCUUGUCUCAGAGCUGGGUGUCAACGUCAAUGAGAGAGCCACCACCCUCCAACUCACAGCUCUGCACUACGCAGCCAAGGAAGGACAUGCACACACCAUCCAGACACUGCUGUCCCUCGGCGCUGAUGUCCAUGCCAAGGAUGGAAAAAAACGUUCAGCUCUCCAUGCAGCAUGUGCUGGGCAGCAGGCGGAUGCUUCACGGGUCCUGCUCCGUGCUGGGCUGUGUGAUGCCCCGGAUAGCAUGGGUAUGCUGGCACAGCAGCUGGCAAGCAAGCCAGAGGUCAUCCAGGUGUUCCAGGAAACCGAUGUCAGAACCUGAGACCAACUGGGAGAGAGAAAGACAUUUAAUUUCAGCAUGAUGGUUUGUGACGACUUCUGGGAAGUAUCCAAGGGUCUGUCCACCUGGAUGGGGAACUUGGGCACAGUCCUCCUGUCCAAGAGCAAGACGUAAUGGCAAAU
Molecule: messenger RNA, 1253 nt
Organism: Indicator indicator
Lineage: Eukaryota; Metazoa; Chordata; Aves; Piciformes; Indicatoridae
Gene: ANKRD16
Product: ankyrin repeat domain 16
Exons: 8
Coding region: 1-1113 (370 amino acids)
Molecular function (GO): protein binding
Source: RefSeq, a predicted model, not a curated record